UCCAUCAAAGCAGGAGAAAAAAUUGAUUCCUCUCUCGUUCCGUUCCGGAGGCCGACGAGCGAGGAGAGAGAAAGCUACGGAACGGAGCGGGAGAGCGGCGGCCAUGGCGUCGUCGUCGUCGUCGAACAGGUUCUCGCCGGCGCUGCAGGCGUCGGAUCUCAACGACUUCAUCGCGCCCUCGCAGGACUGCAUCAUCUCCCUCAACAAGGGCCCCUCCUCCGCCCGCUCCCGCCUUCCGAUCAAACAAAAGGAAAUUGCAGUGAGCACGAAACCUCCAGAGGAAGCAGUCAAAAUUUCGCUGAAGGACUGCUUGGCUUGCAGUGGUUGCAUAACAUCAGCAGAGACAGUUAUGCUUGAGAAGCAAAGCUUGGGUGACUUCAUUAACCGCAUCAACUCUGGUAAAUCCGUUAUAGUAUCUGUCUCUCCACAGUCAAGGGCAUCGCUAGCUGCAUUCUUUGGUCUUUCUCAAUCACAGGUUUUCAGAAAACUGACCAUGCUUUUCAAGUCGAUGGGUGUGAAGGCAGUUUAUGACACAAGUUCCAGCCGGGAUCUGUCCCUUGUUGAGGCAUGCAGUGAAUUUGUUACUCGUUAUCAACAAAAUCAGUUAUCUAGUGGCAGUGAAUCUGGAAGAAAUCUUCCCAUGCUUUCAUCUGCAUGCCCAGGUUGGAUAUGCUAUGCUGAAAAAACUCUAGGUUCAUAUAUCUUGCCUUACAUCUCAUCUGUGAAGAGCCCUCAACAAGCCAUUGGUGCUGCUAUCAAACAUCAUAUGGUUGGAAAACUUGGUCUAAAGCCACAGGAUGUUUAUCAUGUUACUGUGAUGCCCUGUUAUGAUAAAAAGCUGGAAGCCGUACGGGAUGAUUUUGUUUUCUCAGUUGAAGAGAAAGACGUCACAGAGGUAGACUCAGUAUUGACAACUGGGGAGGUGUUAGAUUUGAUUCAGGCCAAAUCUUUUGAUUUCAAGACCCUAGAGGAAUCUCCCCUGGACAGAUUAUUAAGCAAUGUUGAUGAUGAUGGUCAUCUUUACGGGGUUUCUGGUGGUUCAGGGGGUUAUGCAGAAACAGUCUUUCGAUAUGCAGCACAUGCGCUCUUUAACAGAGAAAUAGAAGGUCCACUUGAUUUCAGAGUCUUACGAAAUUCAGAUUUUCGUGAAGUUUCACUAGAGGUCAAGGGCAAACCUGUUCUUAAGUUUGCACUUUGUUAUGGAUUCAGAAACCUGCAGAACAUUGUUAGGAAGAUAAAGAUGGGAAAAUGUGAAUAUCACUUUAUUGAAGUUAUGGCUUGUCCUUCAGGUUGUCUGAAUGGUGGAGGUCAAAUAAAACCUGUCAAAGGUCAAUCUGCCAAGGAUCUCAUCCAACUACUGGAGGGUGUUUACCUGCAAGAUGUAUCGAUAUCCAACCCUUUCGAGAACCCUAUUGUGAAAAGGUUAUACGAUGAGUGGCUUGGGCAACCUGGUUCAGAAAACGCGAAGAGGUAUCUACACACGAAAUACCACCCCGUGGUGAAAAGCAUUGCCUCGCAAUUGCAGAAUUGGUGAUAGCACAAGUCUUUUAUUGCAUUUGGAAAUCCUAUGGUCUUAGAGAGUCAGCAGGCACUUGCACAAGACAUAGUGGUGCCCUGCCCACAUAAGCAAACAUUGAACACAGAAAAUACACACCACGAAAGCCUCAAAGGUUUUGCUUGCGAGCAAAUGAGUUUUGUUAGACUAUAGGCUUAUAUUACCUUCUUUCUUGGUAAUGUCGUAUACUACUACCUCACUGGAAAACACAGUUGAAAUUGUAACAUGUAAAAAUGAAAUGAACCAAAUAGGUGUUUUUCUGCUCAACUGAUAAUUCGAUUACAGUUGUCCAAUAUUUCGUGACGGCCCGUUUGUCCGAUUGUUCUGUUGACAUCUAUAUAGUGAUUACUUCAAUUUUUUUUUAUGUACAACAGUUAA
Molecule: messenger RNA, 1933 nt
Organism: Oryza brachyantha (malo sina)
Lineage: Eukaryota; Viridiplantae; Streptophyta; Magnoliopsida; Poales; Poaceae
Product: protein NAR1
Exons: 11
Coding region: 104-1534 (476 amino acids)
Cellular component (GO): cytosol
Molecular function (GO): 4 iron, 4 sulfur cluster binding
Source: RefSeq, a predicted model, not a curated record